UCCAGGGUCUUGUUCCAGCAAGCCCACAAUCUUCUCUGUAUGCAUAUAUACAGAAGAACCCGUUCACUCCCCUCUUCAAAGUCUCCACACCUGGCUUCAGUACUCAUGUUAUCUGUGGGUUCAGACCUGGCUUCAGUACUCAUGUUAUCUGUGGGUUCAGACCUGGCUUCAGUACUCAUGUUAUCUGUGGGUUCAGACCUGGCUUCAGUACUCAUGUUAUCUGUGGGUUCAGACCUGGCUUCAGUACUCAUGUUAUCUGUGGGUUCAGACCUGGCUUCAAUACUCAUGUUAUCUUUAGGGUUUAAAAACAGGAAGCUUGAAAGCUGAGUCAAUUCCAAACAGAGAUGUGCAGGCCUUCCCUUCCCUUGAACAGGCCGAGUCGCUUUAAGUUCCUUUCAUGAAACCCUGUGAGCGUGCGAGAGAGUGUGCAUGUGAGUGUGCGAGAGAGUGUGCGAGUGUGCAUGUGAGUGUGCGAGAGAGUGUGCGAGUGUGCAUGUGAGCGUGCGAAAGAUUGUGCGAGUGUGCAUGUGAGUGUGCGAGUGACUGAGCAUGUGUGUGAGUAUGCAAGUGUGAGUGUGAGAGUGUGUAUGUGAGCGUGCAAGUGUGUAAGUGUGUGUGCGAGUGUGUGAGCGUUUGAGUGUGUGAGCAUGCAAGCGCGAGUGUGUGAGAGUGAGUGUGUGCGAGUGUGAGACUCCUGUUCCACACAGGAGCACUGGAAGCCCUUUCUGCUUUUACAUUCUACAAGUCAAUCUGAUCUGCAAGGACUGUUCUUCUCAACACUGGUUUGCUCUAUAGCAGUGCUCUGCACUUGAAAUGUGUUUAAAGGAUAAUUUGAUGCCUCCUGGCACCUGUGGGUCACAUGAUCUGGUGGCUCAUUGGAGCAAGUUUGAACGGAACACAAGUGAUCAGGUAGCAGGAAGGAACAAGAGGUAAGAAGACCAAACCUAGGUUCUCUUUCAAUGCGUGUAUGCAAUGCACAGGCUUCAGUACUCAUGUUAUCUGUGGGUUCAGACCUGGCUUCAAUACUCAUGUUAUCUUUAGGGUUUAAAAACAGGAAGCUUGAAAGCUGAGUCAAUUCCAAACAGAGAUGUGCAGGCCUUCCCUUCCCUUGAACAGGCCGAGUCGCUUUAAGUUCCUUUCAUGAAACCCUGUGAGCGUGCGAGAGAGUGUGUGAGUGUGCGAGAGAGUGUGCGAGUGUGCAUGUGAGUGUGCGAGAGAGUGUGCGAGUGUGCAUGUGAGCAUGCGAGAGAGUGUGCAUGUGAGCGUGCGAAAGAUUGUGCGAGUGUGCAUGUGAGUGUGCGAGUGACUGAGCAUGUGUGUGAGUAUGCAAGUGUGAGUGUGAGAGUGUGUAUGUGAGCGUGCAAGUGUGUAAGUGUGUGUGCGAGUGUGUGAGCGUUUGAGUGUGUGAGCAUGCAAGCGCGAGUGUGUGAGAGUGAGUGUGUGCGAGUGUGAGACUCCUGUUCCACACAGGAGCACUGGAAGCCCUUUCUGCUUUUACAUUCUACAAGUCAAUCUGAUCUGCAAGGACUGUUCUUCUCAACACUGGUUUGCUCUAUAGCAGUGCUCUGCACUUGAAAUGUGUUUAAAGGAUAAUUUGAUGCCUCCUGGCACCUGUGGGUCACAUGAUCUGGUGGCUCAUUGGAGCAAGUUUGAACGGAACACAAGUGAUCAGGUAGCAGGAAGGAACAAGAGGUAAGAAGACCAAACCUAGGUUCUCUUUCAAUGCGUGUAUGCAAUGCAAAGCAUUAUGUAUGCAAUGCAAAGCAGCCUGUCAUCUCUGUGUCUCUCUGUCUCUCUCUACAUUAGUUUAAUAAAUCACUUUGUUCAUGCACUGCAUUCCUGCUGGAGCCCCUGGAGAGGGAUUGAAUUGAAUCGUUGCUCAACGGUCCUGACAGAUUUACUGCUGGCGUUGACAUCAGAGCAGAGCUGUAUAGCAGAGUGGAGAGAGCAGAGCAGAGCUGUAUAGUGGAGCAGUGUGGAGUAGUGGUUAGGGCUCUGGACUCUUGACCGGAGGGUUGUGGGUUCAAUCCCCGGUGGGGACACUGCUGCUGUACCCUUGAGCAAGGUACUAGAUUGCUCCAGUAAAAAAAAACAACUGUAUAAAUGGGUAAUUGUAUGUAAAAAUAAUGUGAUAUCUUGUAACCAUUGUAAGUCGCCCUGGAUAAGGGCGUCUGCUAAGAAAUAAAUAAUAAUAAUAAUAAUAGUAUAGCAGAGUGGAGAGAGCAGAGCAACGCUGUAUAGCAGAGUGGAGCGAGCAGAGCAACGCUGUAUAGCAGAGUGGAGAGAGCAGAGCAGAGCAACAUGCGGGGGAGAGUGGAGAGAGCAGAGCAGAGCUGUGUAGCAGAGUGGAGAGAGCAGAGCAGAGCUGUGUAGCAGAGUGGAGAGAGCAGAGCAGAGCUGUGUAGCAGAGUGGAGAGAGCAGAGCAGAGCUGUGUAGCAGAGUGGAGAGAGCAGAGCAGAGUCUCCCUGUGACGAGGACCGCAGGUCUAUCUGUCUUCCUGCCUGCCUGUCUCUCUCUCUCUCUCUCUCUCUCUCUCUCUCUCUCUCAACGACCUUCAGCCAAGCUUACUGAGGCAGUGUUCCAUAGCAGCAGUGGAACCUUGCCCACUGUAAUCACAGGGCUCCGAGCUUAGCGAAGAAUGUUUCCAAAGGAGGAUAAUCUUUUUUUUAUUUAUUAUUUUAUUUUACUUCCCCAGAGUGCCUUCAGAAAUGUGUUUGUGGGGCAGCCUGUCCCUGCUGGGUGCUGUGCUGUGCUGUGCUGCGCUGUGCUGUGCUGUGUUUAAUUGUGCAGGUGGAGUUCCUGACCGCAGUGUGUUUGUGGGACAGCCUGUCCCUGUUGGGUGCUACGUUGUGCUGUGUUUAAUUGUGCAGGUGGAGUUCCUGACCGCAGUGUGUUUGUGGGACAGCCUGUCCCUGUUGGGUGCUGCGCUGUGCUGUGUUUAAUUGUGCAGGUGGAGUUCCUGACCGCAGUGUGUUUGUGGGACAGCCUGUCCCUGUUGGGUGCUGCGCUGUGCUGUGUUUAAUUGUGCAGGUGGAGUUCCUGACCGCAGUGUGUUUGUGGGGCAGCCUGUCCCUGUUGGGUGCUACGCUGUGCUGUGUUUAAUUGUGCAGGUGGAGUUCCUGACCGCAGUGUGUUUGUGGGACAGCCUGUCCCUGUUGGGUGCUACGCUGUGCUGUGUUUAAUUGUGCAGGUGGAGUUCCUGACCGCAGUGUGUUUGUGGGACAGCCUGUCCCUGUUGGGUGCUGCGCUGUGCUGUGUUUAAUUGUGCAGGUGGAGUUCCUGACCGCAGUGUGUUUGUGGGGCAGCCUGUCCCUGUUGGGUGCUGUGCUGUGCUGCGCUGCGCUGUGCUGUGCUGUGUUUAAUUGUGCAGGUGUGUUCCUGAUCCCGUACCUGCUGAUCGUGUUUGUCGGGGGGAUGCCGGUGUUCUUCCUGGAGGUGGCACUCGGACAGUUCAUGAAGCAGGGAGGAAUCUCCGCCUGGAACAUCGCACCGCUCUUCAAAGGUCUGGGCGUCUCCUCCAUGAUCAUCGUGUUCUUCUGCAACACCUAUUACAUCAUGAUCCUGGUGUGGGGGCUGUACUACCUGCUGCACUCCUUCACUGACCCUCUGCCCUGGGCCACUUGCGGGAACACCUGGAACACGGCAAACUGCACCCGAGUCUUCCGCGGCGAUGGCUGCUACAACGGCUCUGCCAGCGGCAACGUAUCGGCCUUCAAUAGCAGCUGUGAGGAGCGGGCGGGCCAGCGCUCCCCCAUCAUUGAGUUCUGGGAGAACAAAGUUCUGCAUAUCUCUGGAGGUUUGGAUGAGCCAGGAAAUAUCAACUGGGAGAUGACCCUCUGUCUUCUUGCCACCUGGAUCAUUGUCUACUUCUGUGUCUGGAAAGGGGUGAAGUCCUCAGGGAAGGUGGUGUACUUCACAGCUCUCUUUCCCUACCUGGUGCUGGCUGUUCUCCUGGCCCAUGGUGUGACUCUGCCAGGGGCUCUUGAUGGCAUUGUUUACUACCUGAAGCCUGACUGGUCCAAGCUGGGUGAAGCACAGGUUUGGAUUGAUGCUGGCACUCAGAUCUUCUUCUCUUAUGCGAUUGGUUUGGGGGCUCUGACUGCCCUGGGCAGCUACAACCACUUCCACAACAACUGCUACCAGGAUGCCUAUGUCCUGGCCGUUAUUAACAGUGGGACCAGUUUCUUCGCUGGCUUCGUGGUCUUCUCUGUGCUGGGCUUCAUGGCGUCCGAGCAGGGGGUCGAUAUCUCCAGGGUGGCUGAAUCCGGUCCCGGGCUGGUGUUCAUCGCAUACCCCAAGGCUGUGACUCUGAUGCCUCUCGCUCCUUUCUGGGCCACUCUCUUCUUCUUCAUGCUGCUCAUCCUGGGGCUCGACAGCCAGUUUGUGGGAGUGGAGGGCUUCAUUACUGGGAUUAUGGACAUGAUCCCCAAUUCUGUGGCGGGCUCUGUGCGCAGGGAGGUCGUCGUGGCGAUCUGCUGCUUCAUCUGCUUCAUCAUCGACCUCUCCAUGGUGACCGAGGGCGGGAUGUUCGUGUUCCAGCUCUUCGAUUAUUACUCAGCAAGUGGAAUGACGCUGCUCUGGCAGGCCUUCUGGGAAUGUGUGGUGGUGGCCUGGGUCUAUGGGGCUGAUCGCUUCAUGGAUGAUAUUGCCAGGAUGAUCGGGUACCAGCCCAUGCCCUUGGUUAAGUGGUGCUGGGCGUUCAUCACCCCCUGCCUCUGCAUGGGGAUCUUCCUGUUCCACGUGGUGAACUACAGGCCGGUGAGCUACAACUCCAGCUACGUGUACCCCUGGUGGGGGGAGGCUGUGGGCUGGUGUCUGGCACUGUCCUCCAUGCUGUGCAUCCCCGUCACCGUGCUGUUCAAACUGCUGACCUGCAAGGGCUCACUGCUGGAGCGCUGGCAGCACCUCACCACCCCAGUGUGGGGACGCCAUCACCUGGAGUACCUCGCACACGAGUCUAAGGCCAAGCUGCGGCCUCCAGCGGGCCCGGAGAAAUCCAUCCUGCUCUUCGAGACUGUCAUCUAGGGACGGCACCCUGCUUCAUCACAGCAGCCUGUGUGGGUGUGUGUGUCUGUAAAUCCACCUUCCCUCUGUCAGCCAAACUGGGAAUAUAGAUUUAGGGGUCUGAAUGCCAAAAUGGACCUAAUCGAAACCGUCCCAUCAAAACACACACAGAGACACACACAGACACACAGAGAUACAGACACAGACACAGACCCCCCCCCCACACACACACACAGACACAAACACACACACCCUACACAGACACACAGACACACUCACACACAGAGACACACACACAGACACAGACACACUCACACACAGAGACACACACACAGACACACACAUACACAGACACACUCACACACAGAGACACACACACAGACACACACAUACACAGACAAACUCACACACAGAGACGCAGACACACAGAGAUACACACACACGUGAGAUAUCAUAGCAAACAGGCCCUAACCUCAAGUGGGAAAAAUCUCCUCAGCAGACUGUGAAGUUGAUUGAACACCAGGAUCCCCCCCUCUCCCUCCCCCCCCCUCCCCCUCUCUCCCGCUUCCCAUUCCCCCCCCCCACAUCCCACAGCAAGGUCUGUGAGUGCAAGCGCAGUCUGGCCGGUACAAUCCCAGUGCAGUCUUCAUUAACGGAAUGGAGGGGAACGAGAGAGCAGUGCUAAUGUUUCACAGCCGAGCAUUCCUAUUUCAAGCACCAUUCAGCCAGCCUGACUGAGCCCCUGAUAAUAGAGUGUGCUGUGCAGUGAGUCUGACUGAGCCCCUGAUAAUAGAGUGUGCUGUUCAGUGAGUCUGACUGAGCCCCUAAUAGAGCGUGCUGUGCAGUGAGUCUGACUGAACUCCUGAUAAUGGAGUGUGCUGUGCAGUGAGUCUGACUGAGCCCCUGAUAAUAGAGUGUGCUGUGCAGUGAGUCUGACUGAGCCCCUGAUAAUGGAGUGUGCUGUGCAGUGAGUCUGACUGAGCCCCUGAUAAUGGAGUGUGCUGUGCAGUGAGUCUGACUGAGCCCCUAAUAGAGCGUGCUGUGCAGUGUCUGACUGAACUCCUGAUAAUGGAGUGUGCUGUGCAGUGAGUCUGGACGAGAGGGCUCAGCCAGUGAGAUCUGCUUCUGUGCUCUGUGUGUCUGCACCAGUGCCUGUUCCAUCCAUUUCACUCAGUAUUGAAUGGGUUUGUAAAUCAGUGUUAGAUUAUGAUUAUUUUUUAGUUUUCUGUAAAGAGCAAUAAAAGAUUGGCAGACCUGG
This is a messenger RNA of Acipenser ruthenus (sterlet), 6263 nucleotides long. RefSeq names its product sodium- and chloride-dependent creatine transporter 1-like. The transcript is spliced from 13 exons. Gene Ontology annotation, biological process: sodium ion transmembrane transport. The record is from RefSeq and is a predicted model, not a curated record. The coding region runs from base 3416 to 5026 and encodes 536 amino acids. Gene Ontology annotation, cellular component: membrane. NCBI's taxonomy places the organism in Eukaryota, Metazoa, Chordata, Actinopteri, Acipenseriformes, Acipenseridae.